AUGGUACUUGGGGGACUUACGGCUACCUUAUAUCCUCUGGCUGUUGCAUCUUCUGCAUCCAUCACUGCCCCUGGCUAUGGAACCAAUCCAUUAACACCCACAAGCACAGUUGCCCCAGUGAAAAGUACUACCACUUCAUUGUUACCAAUUCCAACACAAAGCGAUCCCCAUGAUAACCCAGCAUAUUGUUUUAGACAGCAUAGUGAUAGGGACUAUGUACCCUUCAAUAUCACAGGGGAGCAAGAAGUUCUGUAUUCCAUUUGUAAUCAAGGCAAUACUCUUUCAGCUAGUGGUCCUGCCUUUACAUAUGUGUACACGAAUCCAACAGGUGUUGAUGUCAUCGCACAAGUAAAUUAG
Botrytis porri is the source of this 357-nucleotide messenger RNA. RefSeq lists its product as uncharacterized. The record is from RefSeq and is a predicted model, not a curated record. NCBI's taxonomy places the organism in Eukaryota, Fungi, Ascomycota, Leotiomycetes, Helotiales, Sclerotiniaceae. The transcript has a single exon. The coding region runs from base 1 to 357 and encodes 118 amino acids.